AUGUCUACUUCGAAUAAAGAGCAGUCACGAACACUUCGGUCAAAGGACUCCAAUAAGGCACCAGUGAACAAAAACUUGUUCAAUUUUGACGAUAUCAAUAAUUACUUGUAUCUGAACAACCCAAUACAUUUUGGCAGAUCAAACAAUGAAUCUCAAUUGUAUACGUAUUUCAAAAGUGACGAGGAGACACCAGCGUUGCGAAUAACACGGGUUAAGCAAGUGCCAAGGAAGUUACCGAAAAGGCGAACGAAAGUGGAUCCGUUGCCCGAUUCGAAAUACACCAUUUUCCAUCGCAAAAUGAAGAAGGAGGAGACACAAAUGUUGAACGAGGAAAAGAUCAAGAAUUUAAUUGAAGUUGAUAAUCUAAAUACAAGCUUGCAACUUCUCAAGCAAUACGAUUGGGUCAGACAUCUUCCGUCGAUUACAAAACUCAAUGACGCGAUGGAUUAUGAGGAAAUGGAGAGGAAAAGAGUCUUGACUAUCAGUGAGAUUGAAAAGUUGUUGGAAAAGCAAGCAUUGUGGAAAAAGAAACGAGACAAGUUCAUCAAUGACACGAGAUUGUUUCAUAACGGGGAAAGAGUCAUUGUGAAAGAGGAACAAUUUCCUGAGAAACAGAAGACUAUUACAUCAUUGCCUCUGGAAUUAGAUACCACAAGUCCACAUCCAAAACUACAUGCACCAACCACGUUUGCGUUUGACUCAAAAGUCAAACUCGAUUACAUUGGUUCCUCAGACAAUGUCAAUUUUGGAACAUCCUCUAAUAUGUUAUUUGGCAUAGAUCUACACGACAUUGACCCACCCAAAAACGGAUUCCAAUUGCCCUUGGGAUGGAGACGGCUGAUGGGGAACAAAAACUGA
Lodderomyces theae is the source of this 858-nucleotide messenger RNA. RefSeq lists its product as uncharacterized. Bases 1 to 858 code for a protein of 285 amino acids. The transcript has a single exon. NCBI's taxonomy places the organism in Eukaryota, Fungi, Ascomycota, Pichiomycetes, Serinales, Debaryomycetaceae. Gene Ontology annotation, cellular component: SAS acetyltransferase complex. The record is from RefSeq and is a predicted model, not a curated record. Gene Ontology annotation, molecular function: histone acetyltransferase activity.